UGCAAAUUGAAAUAAUAAAAUUGCAAGUUUUGAAAUUAAUUUCAUUUUUUGUCUUCCUAUUGAUAAUAUUGGUUCCGAUGAAAACAGUUUUGUAUUUAUUUUGCGAAUUCGUGCUGUGUGUAAAUACUUAUACAUCACCUUUAUCAAUAUCCGAGGAAAAGGCUAUACCAAAACGUAUCCAUCAGGUAUUUUUCUUUGAAACGAGUUCAACUCUACCAAACGAAUUCAUGAAGAGUCAACAAACAUGCCAAAAACACCAUUCAUCCUAUAUGUACACGCUAUGGAAUAAAACAAUGAUAAAUGAUCUUAUCGAGAAAGAGUAUCCGGAAUUUAAGCAGAUAUAUGACAGCUAUGAUCAUUGGGUAAAACGUGUUGAUGCUGGAAGAUACCUUGUGCUGCAUCACUAUGGUGGCUGGUACAUCGACAUUGAUAUCGUUUGUAAACGGAGUGUUGACGAAUUGUCUGCUGAAGCCAGAGCCAAAAACGCAAGCGUCGUUGUUUAUAAAACUAAACCUGUCGGCUUUACAAAUGCCGUGAUCGGAAUAAGCAGGCAGCAUCAAUAUCUUAAUGACGUCAUAGUUGCAUUACGUCAUUCAAAGAGAUGGUAUUUCAUUCCGUAUCUGUCUACAAUGUUUACAACCGGUGAGUCAUUUUAAUUUUUCAGGAUUGACACAUUUUUAGUUUAAAUCAGAUAACGAAUAACUGUUAUCUAUUAUAACACCCUCGCUAAUGUGUCACAAAACAUAGUUUUGGUGCGAGUGGGUGUUAGAGCCAUAUAGGAAUCAAUAUUUUCCGUCCUGUCUGAAUUAUAAUUUGAAGCUUGAAAGAUCAAUGCAAUAUCACAAUGAAUGAUAACUUGUUAUGUUAUGUAACUCUCUAAACUGACAUAAUCAUGCCCCUUUUUAACUCCUAAAAUAUCCCAAAAAUGUAGCUACCUAAGUGGCUAUAUACUCAGUAUAGCUUUAUGGUAAAUGCAAUGUUUUUUUUUAUACUUAAACAUAACAAUCCUUUGGAAUAUUCCAUUACAUUGACGAGACUGGCCUUGAGCUUGAGUCAUAAAUGACCUUGACCUACAAUGUCAAAUUAUUGAAUUUUACCUUUUUCUUUUAUUUUGCUAUAUAACUGGCUAUUAGGUUGUUAUUUAUGAAUGGGUUGUCUUCAUAUUAAGACACAAUAAAUAUCUUUUAGGACAAGACCAGUAUAUUAAA
Messenger RNA from Ruditapes philippinarum (Manila clam), 1208 nucleotides. RefSeq lists its product as uncharacterized. The record is from RefSeq and is a predicted model, not a curated record. Gene Ontology annotation, biological process: mannosyl-inositol phosphorylceramide biosynthetic process. The transcript has 2 exons. Gene Ontology annotation, molecular function: mannosyltransferase activity. Bases 78 to 656 code for a protein of 192 amino acids. NCBI's taxonomy places the organism in Eukaryota, Metazoa, Mollusca, Bivalvia, Venerida, Veneridae.